CUUCCCUAACAAGCAGGCUGGCUGCUAAAGUUAGUUUCAUUAGAUGAUCGUGGUUGUUGGGCGCGUGUUUCUAGUGCAACUGUUAUUUCUUUCCUGAAGAUUUUGUUAAUUUAUUACUUUUUAAGGAUUUUGGUGUCAGUUUCGAAAUAAUCAAGUGCAGGUAAAAUCAAACUAUGCUGCAAGUGAGUUAGGUUUGGUCGCACGUUCUGCAGGGUCUGUUUCCCCACUGCUUGAUCAUGGGCCAGUUUGAACAAAUGCUUUACAUGGCAAUAGCUUAUUUGCUAUUUGUACAGUCCUAUCCACAAAAAGACAACUCCAUUCGUUUUAUUGCCUUUGGAGAUGGGGGAGGCCUUCCUCAUCCACCAUAUACGACUAAUGUCCAGAAAGCUACUGCAAACGAGAUGGGGAGAGUUGCCCAGGAGUCAGGAGCAGAUUUUGUAUUGAACGUCGGAGAUAAUUUUUACUACCGUGGUGUAAAUAAUGUAAACGACUUAAGAUUUAAGGAAACAUUUGAGAAUGUAUUUACAGCUCCUUCCAUUGUCAAUAUACCGUGGUAUAUUCUGGCAGGAAAUCACGAUCAUUUGGGUAACGUGUCAGCACAGAUUGCUUAUUCAAGGAUAUCUAAGAGAUGGAACUUUCCAGAUCUCUACUACGAGUUGUCUUUCAAGAUUCCUAACAUCGAUGUUUCUGCCACCAUUCUGAUGAUUGAUACUGUUGUGAUCUGUGGAAACACUGAUAAAGACAAUCAACCAAAAGGACCAAAAAAAUAUCAUUUAGCACAGAAGCAACUUCAGUGGAUCCAGGAAAAGCUGGCACGUUCCAGGUCUGACUACUUGAUAGUUGCCGGUCACUACCCUGUGUGGUCCAUCGGGAAGCAUGGACCCACUCCUUGCCUCGUAAAACAUCUGAAGCCACUUCUAGAGAAAUACAACGUGACAGCCUAUAUCAGCGGCCAUGAUCACAGUCUGCAGUUUAUUCGGAAGGACGAUGGGACUGGGUACAUCGUCACUGGAAGCGGGACUUUCAUUGACAAGUCUACGGCACACAUCAAGAAGAUUCCCACAAGCUGGCUCCAAUUCUACAAUGCUAAGAUUAGUGCUCUGGGUGGAUUCACUCUGAUCGAGAUGUCCCCUGUGCAUCUAGUUGUAUCGUACAGGCAGCCGUAUGGUAUGGUGGUUUUCCAAACCAUAUUACCCAGGCGUAAACUUACUUCCAAUGAAAAUUAGACUUAGAAAUGAUCCUUGUUUAAUUUUUCAUAAUAUAUUUCAUAUGGCUUAAUUGGUUCUAAACUUGCACUUCUGCUUAAUUUGGGAAUUAAAUGUUCAACUAUUUGCCUUUGCAUGUAUCCCAAGCCCAGAAAUAGCCUUUGCAGAGAGAUGACAAAGCUCACGGUUGGACUUAAGAUACUCAAAAUGCUGGAGUAACUCAGCGGGACAGGCAGCAUCUCUGGAGAGA
This is a messenger RNA of Amblyraja radiata (thorny skate), 1455 nucleotides long. RefSeq names its product tartrate-resistant acid phosphatase type 5-like. The record is from RefSeq and is a predicted model, not a curated record. Gene Ontology annotation, biological process: bone resorption. NCBI's taxonomy places the organism in Eukaryota, Metazoa, Chordata, Chondrichthyes, Rajiformes, Rajidae. Gene Ontology annotation, molecular function: acid phosphatase activity. The coding region runs from base 237 to 1226 and encodes 329 amino acids. The transcript is spliced from 6 exons.